Messenger RNA from Xenopus tropicalis (tropical clawed frog), 1019 nucleotides. RefSeq names its product protein kinase C theta type-like. Gene Ontology annotation, molecular function: protein serine/threonine kinase activity; nucleotide binding; transferase activity. The transcript has 7 exons. Lineage: Eukaryota; Metazoa; Chordata; Amphibia; Anura; Pipidae. The coding region runs from base 63 to 1019 and encodes 318 amino acids. The record is from RefSeq and is a predicted model, not a curated record.
UCCCUAGAGAGAAGCAAUAUUUUUGUGAAUUUUUGAGUUUUUUUUAUAUCAUUUUAUCUCAUAUGGAUAAAGGAUCUCAGCAGGAGAAAGGAGAGAGGACUUCUGUAAGUGAAAAGGAGGAAUUUGCCAGAAGUCCUCAUAUCAACCUGGAGAAGAGGAAAAGAGAAGUUGAUGAGGACAGCAGCGAGACAGAAUCUAGCGCUAAAAGAUUAAGAAUUGGGCAGAACAUCAGAACAGAGGAAGAUAUCGGCCAAAUAAAGAGCCAGUCUGUGAUAGAGGAAGACAAAAGCAAGAAAAGAGAGAGAAGCUGCAGCAAUGAUGGGGAACCAGCAGAAGAGGAAGAACAGGAUCUGAAAAAACCACGUGUUGAAGCUGAAAGACCCAAUCCUUGUGUCAUUUCCAACUACAGUUUCCACAUGGAACUUGGGGCUGGAUCUUUCGGCAAGGUAAUGUUGGCAUCAUUACCCAACACAAAGAAACAUGUUGCUUUGAAGAUCAUUAAGAAAGACGACCGUUAUGAUCAGAAGCGGAUAAAGGCAGAAGCUCAAACACUCAAGAUCACCGGAGAGUGUCCCUUUCUCUGCAAGGGGCUUGCAGCCUUUCAAUCACAGCUGCAUGCCUAUCUGGUGAUGGAGUGUGAGAGCAAGACCAGCCUUUGGGAUCUGAUACACAGUAAGGAGAAACUCGGGAUGGAGACGGUAAUCUUUUUUUCAGCAGAACUGGUAGUAGGCCUCCAGUUCCUUCACAGCAGAGGGAUUGUACAUCGGGAUUUAAAGCCUGAUAAUAUUUUAAUAAGCAAAGAUGGCCACAUCAAGAUCGUGGAUUUUGGACUGGUAGCAGAGGACGUUUCCAAGGGAAUGAAGCUGAAGGCCGUCGUUGGAAACUUUAAAUGCCGGGCUCCAGAGGCUGCUUUAUGGCAUAUCCCAACUAAAAUGCGCAAUGUGGAUAACAUCAAGACUGCUGUUCACAGCCAUGAAUCUAGAGAUGGCGUGGAAAUGGUUAAUUGUAAGAUGAAGUAG